GAGGGUAUAAAUAUGAAAUGAAAUUUUUCAAUUGGCACAGUAAGUUUUCAAGAAAUCUACAAAGAACGUUUUUCAAAUUUUCAAAAAUGUAUCUUUUUAAACUUGCAUUUUUAACACUGCUUGCUGGAUGUUGUCUCUCCUUGACAAGAGCACAAUUAUUUUCAUAUAAGCAAUUAGAUCAAGAUAGUUUACUAUCAUUGUGUGAAAAAAAUAAUGUAAAUUUAACAGAAUUAGAAGAGAUACAUGAGAAUGUAGAAGAUUUAUUAGCAAAAAGUAUCAAACCAACUAAAUUUCCAACACUUUCGAAACAUUGUUUAGGCGAUUCUCUAAAAAGUUAUCUUCAAAAAGAAAUGUCCAUAGUAAAAAAAUGUAUUAAUGGAACAAUUACAUUAAAUAGCCUUAGCAUUGAUUUUCUUAUUGACGAAAGUGAAAAAAAAUUGUGUUCCCUCAGUAAACUUGCCUCGUAUGAUGCAUAUCUUGGAGAAAAUUGCCUUAAUACCACUAAAUCUGAUGAAUGUGAAAUGAACAUAUUAGCGAAUACUACAAUGGAAAAUUCAAAUGAAUUUGCAAAUUUAGGAUUAGGAUAUACUGAAACUGGACGCGAAAAUUUUGAAAAACUUUUUGACUGUGUAUCAACUUCUAUAAAAACUUCUUGUGACUUAUGGCAGCGAAUGACACGUGAUCUACUAAAAAAAGAUUUUAUUGAUAAGCUUAAAGUAACAAUAACAUCAACAACAUCAACAACAGGAGCAGAAGAAACAACAGCAACAUAAAUUUAAUUAUAUAUGGUAUAUUAUCCAAAAAAAAGGAAUAUAAUUCAAUAACAGAAUUAUUAAAAAUAUGCAAUUAUUGACUUUCAAUUAAUAAAACAAUGUAACAAAUAAAAUAUGAGAAAAAUAAAAUUUCAUUUUAAAAAGUA
This is a messenger RNA of Leptopilina boulardi, 919 nucleotides long. RefSeq lists its product as uncharacterized. Bases 18 to 773 code for a protein of 251 amino acids. The transcript has 4 exons. The record is from RefSeq and is a predicted model, not a curated record. Lineage: Eukaryota; Metazoa; Arthropoda; Insecta; Hymenoptera; Figitidae.